Molecule: messenger RNA, 2523 nt
Organism: Podospora bellae-mahoneyi
Lineage: Eukaryota; Fungi; Ascomycota; Sordariomycetes; Sordariales; Podosporaceae
Exons: 1
Coding region: 1-2523 (840 amino acids)
Biological process (GO): microtubule nucleation; spindle assembly; meiotic cell cycle
Cellular component (GO): equatorial microtubule organizing center; centrosome; mitotic spindle pole body
Molecular function (GO): microtubule minus-end binding; gamma-tubulin binding
Source: RefSeq, a predicted model, not a curated record
AUGCUCCACGAAAUUCUGCUCUCCCUCUCUGGACACCCCUCCCCGCUCCUCCGCGCAGCCGCUACCCUUUCCCCAAAUGACCUUUCACCCACCCUCUCCCUCACGCCAAGCGAGGCCGCACUGCUCCAACCCCUAGCCACCUUGUCGACCCUCCACACAACAAUAGCAAGUCACUCAAAUUUGAUAUCAACCAGCCACCCAUCUGUCAUCUGCCGAUCUGUCGCCUCGUCGAUUCUCUCACAGCACCUCCAUUCAUUUCAGCAAUUUCUCCUCCAAAUCGAAAGUGACAUUCUCACUAAAGACAGCAAGAUGGUCGGAGGGUACAACAUUGUCCCGUUGACGCAGAUGGUGGGGUUGAUUGAGGGGACGUGGAGGAGGAGGAUGGAGUUUUUGGGGGAGGUGACGGGGUUUAUGGUCACGGGGAUGGGGAAGCAGCAGCAGCAGCAACAAGGGGAGCGGUGUACUGGACCGAGGUUGAUGGAUGUACUGAGGAAAGAAUUGCAGACUGGUUAUGAGGAUGUGGAAGUGUUGGCGAGGGAGUUGCUCAGCGUGGCGGAGGGGACGUGGUUGAGGGAGGUGGGAGCUUGGGUAGUGUAUGGACAGUUGCCGCAAAAGAGUGAUGGGGACUUCUUUAUCAGGAGGGUGGACAGGCGUGCUGUUGCUGGGGUAGGGACUGGGGAGACGGGAAUGACGGCGCAAGAAGAGGAAGAGAUGAAAUGGGAGGAGGAGUGGGUGGUGGAGGAGUACUUACUGCCAGGAUUUGUCACGCCUGCUGCGGCGGCGAGCAUGCUCUUUAUCGGGAGGAGUUUGAACCAGAUUCGCGCUAAGGCCGUGGGGGAUUAUUCUCUGAGAGGCAAGGGGCAUUUGUCGACGCAGUUGGAGAGGUUGUCCAAGCUGCAGCAUCCGUUGGAUGCGGCGAGUUUCGGGAGGGCGAUCUCGGAUAUCAGGAGAUACCUUUCUAGGACAACUCUGCAGAAGCUGCUGCCGUUGAGUAAAGUUGUCGAGACGCUGGGGUUGUUGAGAGAUUUUUUUCUUUUGAGAAAGGGGGAGUUUGCAAUGGCGUUGACGCAGCAGGCGGAUGAGAAGAUUAGAAGUCGGUGGAAGAGGGCGGAGAAUAUGAGUUGGGAGAAGAGGGAUAAGUUGGGAAAUGUGACCGUCAAAGAAGGGGAAGUUGCUGCUGUGCUGAGCCGGACUUGGGCGGCGAUGGGGAACAUGAGGGGAGAAUAUGAUGAUGCUGGGGAUGAAGAGGAUGAAGGGGUGGAACUGGCGAGGGACUUGUUGCGGCUGACGAUUGCGAAGAGACGGGCGCCGAGCGCUUCAGGGCCGGCAGCGGUGGAGAGCGGGUUGGUGAAUAUUGCUGACACUCCGUUUCGGAACCUGCUAUUCUCGGUGCCAGUAGUGUUGACACUUAAAAUACCAUCGCCAUUGGAUUUGUUUCUGACACAGGCAGAUCUGCAGACAUAUACUGCGAUCAACUCGUACUUGCUGUCACUGAGACGAGCGCACAUACGGUUGACAGAUCUGUGGAAAAUUACCUCGUUGAGAAGGCAUCAUCCUGCACCGCCAGGGCCGCCAAGGGGAAGCGCACGAGGCGGAAGAGAAACGGUAUUGCUUCUAAGACAGCGGCAAACGGCAAGGUCAGAUAUGCUUCGCAGUGCCUGGGCUACUGCUAGCGCCGCUAUCUUCUUCCUUGGGGAAACAGAAGCUUAUCUGCAGACAGAAGUCGUUGCUGGCUUGUCAGAUGGCUUCCACAGGUGGUUGACCACAGGCGAAGACGACUACCAUCCUCAGUCACAAACCGAUCUGAACAAACCUGCCCAGCCACCAGCACCACCUACCGGUAACACCACAACCACCAACAAAAACAACAACAACGAAGAACAAGAAGCCAUCGACGACGACAUCUGGCUUAAUGAGUCAAAUACGUCUUCCCCACCACCGAAUGCUUCUUCCUUUUUGGGUCUUCACGACCCAGAGACACUGUCGCAUGCCCAUAGACUCUACCUCCGCACGCUUGUCUCGCUGCUGUUGCUCUCGCGGCCUACAUUCACUGAUCCCCUUUAUGAAUUGCUUGUCCAGAUCGACCAGCUUGUCGCUUGCGUCAACCGUCUUCAUCAGGUGUGGCAAGCCGCCGAUUUGGAAGCCGAUGUGGGUGUUGUUGAUGCGUUUGUUGAUUUGGCCAAGGAGGAGAGAGAUGUUCAGGAGGUGUUGAGGGAGGUGGAAACGAAGGUCAAAAAGGGAAUCGAGGGGUUGGUUGGGGAGCUGAGGCGGCUCGAGGGGAGGCAUGAUCAUGAGGAUGUGGUUCUCGGGGAGGGAGGGGAGGAGAUGGAGAUGGUUAUGAGGGAGAAGGGGGAAUAUGUACCCCGGAGAGUUGGGGGGUUGGAUAGGUUGUUGAUGAAGUUGGAUUUCGGGAGUUGGUUUGGUGGUGGUAGUGGCACUGGGGAGGAUUAUGGGGUAGAAGGGGAAAUAGGGGUGGAUGUGGUAGGGGGAGAACAUUUUUGGUCGUCAGGGUGGGCUGAAUAA